AUGCCUUCGCUUGCCGAUAGAAUCAAGAGCCUAGUGAAGAGGCAGUCUUCCAAACAGAACGACCAGCCCAAGGCGGAACCAUUCACUCCUGAGAAGCAGGCCCAACCUCAAAAGAACCAGAUACAGAGGCCGCUGAAGACCUAUAAUCGCGCUGCGAUGCAACCGACUUCUUCGGCGGCGACGGUGACAGGCACGUUAUCGAUUGCACUGGUCAACCAGACCAGCUCGAGCCAGGUGUAUGCGUAUAUCACCGGGCUGGCGCUCGAUAACAACAAUGCCGUAUUCCUCCUUCAGUCGGACGCGAAGACUCCCUACUAUCCAGCAAGCCCAUCUGCUACUGGACAAGCUCUCGGUGCAAACUGCUCAAUUCCUUUGGGUGGACCAGGGAACACGGUCAACGCUACAAUCCCACGUCUGGCAGGCGCUCGAAUCUGGUUCUCUGUGGACAAAGAGUUGACCUUCCUUCUCAACCCUGGCCCAGGUCUCGUAGAACCCUCAGUGUUCAAUCAGUCCGACCCUAACUAUAACACCAACUUCAGCUUUUGCGAGUUCACCUUCAAUUCGGCGCAGGUCUUUGUGAAUAUCAGUUACGUCGACUUUGUCAGCAAUUUACCGGUUGCUCUCACGCUGAACGACACUGCGGGUAGCGUUCAGCAUGUUGGUGGCAUGAGAGCUGAUGGCCUUGCCACGGUCGCCAAAGGCUUGCGUGCCCAGACGGCGAAAGAUGGUCGACGAUGGAGUUCUUUGAUCGUGCAGAGUGGUGGCAAGGAUUUGAGGGCUCUGUCGCCCAAUUCUGGUAUCACGAACAAUCCAGACUGGUUCGCCACGUACUGGACGGAUUAUGUCAAUCAAGUCUGGACCCGCUACCAGACCCAAACCCUCACAGUCGACACGCAAGCCCAAUGGGACGAAGUAACCGGCAAAGUCGACUCCUCCGGAAUCCUCGACUUCGGCGACGGCAGCCGCUUUGCAAAACCAACAUCCAAGGACAUCUUCGGCAACAGUACGGGUCCGUUCGCUACCGGUAGUAACGCGAAGACGAACGCCAUUAUUCCGCGGCUUGCUGCGGCGUUCAAUCGAAGUACGUUGUUGUUGUCGAGUACGACGCCGAAUGGGACGAAUCCGGGGCAGUACUACAAGGCCGAUAUUACGAAUCACUACUCCCGAAUCGUCCACGCUGCUAACGUCGAUGGACUUGGAUAUGCGUUCCCCUACGACGACGUCUCCCCUGACGGCGGGCAGCCACAAGAGGGAGCCAUUUUCAGCUUCUCCCCUACGAAGCUGACGGUGACUGUGGGAGGCAACAAUGCCUCCGCUUGA
Messenger RNA from Zasmidium cellare ATCC 36951, 1320 nucleotides. Its product is annotated as glycoside hydrolase family 64 protein. The transcript has 4 exons. The coding region runs from base 1 to 1320 and encodes 439 amino acids. NCBI's taxonomy places the organism in Eukaryota, Fungi, Ascomycota, Dothideomycetes, Mycosphaerellales, Mycosphaerellaceae. The record is from RefSeq and is a predicted model, not a curated record.